Messenger RNA from Aphis gossypii (cotton aphid), 1160 nucleotides. RefSeq lists its product as uncharacterized. The coding region runs from base 258 to 812 and encodes 184 amino acids. The transcript has a single exon. The record is from RefSeq and is a predicted model, not a curated record. Lineage: Eukaryota; Metazoa; Arthropoda; Insecta; Hemiptera; Aphididae.
AGGAUCAUGAAAAAACUAUUGAAGACACAGCAACAGAUAAGUGGAACAGAAAAAAUAAAAAACAAUUAAAAAGUAAUUCGUAUCUUCUUCACAAUCCACAUUUACGACACAUUAAUAUUAGUAAUACACGGAACUCUCGUCUUCUACCUUUAUUAAAAAACGGAUCUCGUGCAGAAGAACUUAAAACUUGUAAAAUAAAAAGUUUAGAUUCAAACAUAAUACUAAGCAACACUUGUGCGUUUGACUCUAUAACGUCAAUGGUAAUGGUGGCUUUUUGUGACAGUCAGUUAUUUUCAGAAGGACUUUUAAAAAAUAAAACAAAAUAUAUUGAUUUUAUAUCUCAAUUGGUUUCAAAGGGUAUUACGGCUCACACAUAUACAGAUAGAGCAGAAUUAAUUAUUUCAUUACUCGACCCUGAAUUAGAAACACUUGAGUACAACACUUUCUUUAUCAAAUGUGAGACUACACCUAAAACGAUUUUCAAAUCUAUGUUCAAAGAGUUUCCAUCUAUCCUUAAAAGAAGUAGUUGUUCAAAUGAUAAAUGUGAAAAGUGUCAAGAAACAUAUCAACCAAUCUACAAUUUAACAUACAACACUACAAAUGGCAUAAUCAGUGGUCUGCAAGAAUUCAUCAAUAAUCAAUUCCAAAUUGAACUAAAGAUGUGUAAUUUUAUGAAUAAGUUGGAAAAAUCUCAAUGCAGCAGUCAACGAAUAACAAUGUUUGAUGUAUCGCCAUUAUAUUUGCUAAUAGAAAUUUUAUUUUGGAGUGGUAAGCAUUUUAAAUUUUUUUUUAAUUCUACCAAAAUAACUUGAUUUCUAUAUUUUUUAGGGGAACACAUGGGACAGGGUAGUGAGGCUGCGCCACACGUAAAAGUAAAAUUGGUAGAUAUCCCUACACUUGUAUUCCAUGAAUCUACAACCUACUUUUUAAGAGGAGUGUUAAACUAUCACAAAGGAAAAAGUCAACUUAGGAACUCCAUUGGACACUAUUCUGCAUUUUGCAAAAGAGAAGGACGUAAUUGGGAACUAUAUGAUGACCUGAAAAAAAAACCAAAACAUAUUAGUGAAAAUACUGUGGUAGCGUGUGAAGUAUUAUUGUACACCAUCUAAGUGACUAAGUCUUUUGUUUUAACAACCUUAAUAACAUUUUAAUUAAAUUAU